AGCUCCUGAACGCCUCCAUAAACCUUCGCAUUUCACAGAAUCGUGUAAUCGGAGAAUCACAAACAAAAAAAUGGGAACCCUAGGAAGAGCGAUUUACACUGUGGGCAACUGGAUUCGUGGGACUGGUCAAGCUCUUGAUCGUGUUGGUUCUCUUCUUCAAGGAAGCCACCGCAUCGAAGAACAUCUGUCGAGGCAUAGGACGUUGAUGAAUGUGUUUGAUAAAUCUCCAUUGGUGGAUAAGGAUGUGUUUGUGGCUCCGGGUGCUUCUGUUAUUGGUGAUGUUCAGAUCGGGAAAGGCUCGUCGAUUUGGUAUGGGUGUGUUCUUCGAGGUGAUGUGAAUAACAUUAGUGUUGGAUCCGGGACAAAUAUCCAAGACAAUACUCUUGUCCAUGUUGCGAAGACCAACAUAAGUGGCAAGGUUCUACCUACUCUAAUUGGGGACAAUGUAACAGUAGGUCAUAGUGCUGUCAUACAUGGGUGUACUGUUGAGGAUGACGCCUUUGUUGGCAUGGGAGCUACCCUACUCGACGGUGUGGUGGUUGAGAAACAUGCCAUGGUUGCUGCUGGUUCUCUUGUGAAACAGAACACGCGAAUCCCUUCUGGAGAGGUGUGGGGAGGAAAUCCAGCAAAGUUCAUGAGAAAGUUAACAGAUGAAGAGGUAGAAUAUAUCUCACAGUCAGCAAAAAACUACAUCAAUCUCGCACAGAUUCAUGCCUCAGAGAAUUCAAAGUCAUUUGAUCAGAUCGAGGUUGAGAGGGCGCUUAGGAAGAAGUAUGCACGCAAGGACGAGGAUUAUGAUUCAAUGCUUGGGAUUACUCGUGAAAUUCCAGCCGAGUUGAUUCUUCCCGACAAUGUGUUACCUGGUGGUAAACCCGCCCCCAAGGUCCCGACUACUCAGUACUUCUAAUUCCAAUCUCAGGUUGUUUUUGUGUGUUAAAAUCAUUUCAAGACAGGAUUGAUUCUCUGGAAGGUCGAGAGAGAUAUUAUUUUGAUUUUCACUUUUCUUCCGAGCAAGCAGGGGAUUUAUCAUCCUUGCUCAAUAAUGUAUGGUUGCAUUAUGAUAAAGUCAUUUCUUCGAGGAACAAUUGCAAAAAGAGAAACAAAGUUGCCUUCAUCACU
Messenger RNA from Capsella rubella, 1119 nucleotides. Its product is annotated as gamma carbonic anhydrase 2, mitochondrial. NCBI's taxonomy places the organism in Eukaryota, Viridiplantae, Streptophyta, Magnoliopsida, Brassicales, Brassicaceae. The transcript is spliced from 5 exons. Bases 71 to 907 code for a protein of 278 amino acids. The record is from RefSeq and is a predicted model, not a curated record.